Messenger RNA from Paramecium sonneborni, 564 nucleotides. NCBI's taxonomy places the organism in Eukaryota, Ciliophora, Oligohymenophorea, Peniculida, Parameciidae. The record is from the annotation of a GenBank genome assembly.
AUGUCAGCUUAAUACAUUGUAGCAAUAAAAUUUGAUAAAGCAAACAACACUUAUAGGCUAAAUGUAAUUAUUGAUAUUUUAAUUAGGAUUUUAUAUCUGGGCAAGUUACAAUUAAUUUCACAGACCCUAAUUAGAAAAGGUUAGAAAUUUAAUCAUUGAAAUGGAGAUCAGAAGGNUUUACAUAAUUAUCAGUAACAUUUGCAUCAGGAUAUUUGGCUGGUAUAUUCUGUGCUAUUGUAUCACAUCCUGCUGAUACAAUUGUAUCUAAAUUAAAUUCAAUCUAAACAGGAGGUAAAUUAUACUAUUUAUUAUAAUAGGAUCAUUGGGUGAAAAUGUAGGUAAAAUUUAUAAGGAAAUUGGAUUCUCAGGAUUAUGGAGAGGAUUAGUAACAAGAAUUAUUAUGAUUGGUACACUCACUGGUCUCUAAUGGUGGAUUUAUGACAGUUUUAAAACAGCUGUUGGAUUAUAAACCACUGGAGGUGGAAGUAGCACACCAAAACCCUAAGAAACAAAACAUUGAUAUAUGUCCAAUUUUAUAUCAAUUCAAGCAUUUAUAUAAUCAUA